Molecule: messenger RNA, 3168 nt
Organism: Enterobius vermicularis (human pinworm)
Lineage: Eukaryota; Metazoa; Nematoda; Chromadorea; Rhabditida; Oxyuridae
Source: the annotation of a GenBank genome assembly
AUGCUUGCAAAACGAAUUCUUGAAACAGAACUCCACCCGAUGGAGGCAAAAGCUACGUUCCGAAUCCUAGCAAAGGAUGCAGAAAAAUGGAAAUCUCUUUUCACCAGUGACGAACAACUACUGUUAACUGCGCAACAUCAUGACACUUCGUUGACUCUCAUAAUGGCAUACGAAGGAACUGAUGAAAUGAGUCUCAAAGAGAUUUCACUACUUUCACAAUUGAUACAAGACGUGAAACAGUUUGCUCUAGUGGAAAUUGGAAAAACUACAGCGAUUCAAACUAUGACGCUCCUUAUGAAUUCUGCACAUUGCACCUAUGCAAGUCAGCUGAAUAUUGAAUCUCCAAACAACGUGUACUUCUGUAACGAUAUCGAUAUCUACGCCAUUCCGCUCUUAGACCCAAAAGUUGCAAUUAAACCCAUUGGAGUCACAAUACACACUGACAAGAGACAAAAAGCUAUGCUUCACCCAACCCACAUCAUUCAUCAUCGAGAUAUGCAUUAUACCAUUGGAGGCGAUAAACAAGGCACUGGAAGACACAAACGAAAGAAAGCAAGUAAACAGAAAAUUGCAGAAAUGAAACUUCUUGAGAAAAGAGCCCGCAGAAGGCACCAUCCGCCGGAAAAAGUUGUCGAACUUCCAAUAGCGCAGAGGAAGCUAUUAUGCAAAUACAGAAAGUCUUGCUAUGAAAGUGGGAUUAUACCAAUGGAGAAAACUGCACCAAAAGAACCUGAGACUCAGAGUGAGGAGGAGACAGAACAACAUGAAAUCAGUGACGCUGAAAUCAAACUCGCUUGCAAGUAUCGAAAAUCUUGUUACGCUGAAUUCGGGCAUGAUGAAAGUAAAAGACCAAAACCGAAAAAACAUAAAGUUCUUACUGGAAAGGCUCGAGCAUUUGUACACCACCACAGAGAAAAGAAGAGUCUAAAGGAAAUUGCUCACAAAGCUUUAGAAACAGUCAAACAUCAAGAAACAAAAAUACAUCGACUUCCAGAACAAAAAAAAGCUAUUGUCGAAAAGAAGCUUAAUGAAACUGAGAUGAAAAAAAUUCAGAAAUCGUGCAAAUAUCGCAAAUCGUGCUAUACAACAGGAAUACCUCCGAAGUUAGCUUCAAAAUAUGAAUUCCUAAUGAAAAUUAUUAGCCUCUUACCUAAACCUCCAACAGAGGAAACAAAGAAAAAUUUCACAGAAUUUGAUGAUUUAGAGAAAAAAACCUUUUGUCAUUAUCGGAAAUCCUGCUACGAUUCAGGCGUGAGACCAACGCUGAAGAACGCUACUCAACUGAAAAUCAAACAUGUCAUCAAAAAAGAGGAGCAACAGAUACCGCUGCAGUUGAGAUGUAAGUACAGAAAAUCCUGUUACGAGACAAAAGUACUACCAACAACUGAGCCACCAGAGGUUAAAGAACCGGAGGAGGAGUUCAAGCCAUUACCAGUAAUUGAAACCCUAAUGCAACUAAAAGCCCACUGCAAAUACCGAAAAAGCUGUUAUCAACAAAAACUGGACGAUCAUGAACGAGAGGAAUUCUUGAAAAACAUGUCAAUACGAACCCAAAUCCCAGAAAAACGUAUCCAAUUUGAAAGCGAUAAGGCGUUCGCUGAAAAAGAAGCAAAGGAGGAAGAGACUGAUAAAAGCAACGUCGUGGAAUCCACGGAAAUAAGGCCUACCACUGAAAGUCAGGAAGAAAUAGAGGAUGAAACCACUACAAAGGACGAAACGAUAGAAAGGAAGAAAGAGAAGGAAAUCAAAAAUAUUGUGCCAAAACCCCCUAAAGUUAAGCGACCGAAGCGCGAAGAUCGUAAGCCAAAAGUGGAUGAAGAGCAGACAGUUACGCCUCCUAAAAUUACCGAAAAACCCAAAAAAGAAGAGGAGAUACAAAAGACAAGGAAAAUUAAAGGGAAUUACACUUUACCAGAAAGCAAAAGGAUCAAAAGUGACGCACAAAGGAAGAAGGAACAAGUGGAACCCGUUAAGAGCAAAAUAAAAAAAAGUGCAACAGAAAAAAGAAGCAAAAUUCCCAGCGUUGACCAGGAAGAGCUAAAAAGAGGGCAAAAAGAAUCAAAAGAAAGGAAAGAAAGUUACAGAGAUGAAAGCAAAGAACCAAGCGAUCAGCCCACCAAAAAAAUUACCAAAGAACCAAAAUCGAAGCCAAAAGAAAAACCAACAAAAAAGUUGAAGAAGUUUUUAACUGGUAAAGUUACUGGAGAUGACGGUACUGGAGAGAAGUUGUCCUGCAAAUACAGGAAAUCUUGUUACGGAAAAGGGAGUGAAUACGAUUUUAAAAGAGAUUUUGCGGAACAAAUAACCCCUCAAAAAAGUGCCGUAUUACAAUGCAAAUAUAAAAAGUCAUGUCCUGAAACUGAAAUUAAACCAGAAAUUGAUCGAAAAUCAACUCCCAAAGAAGAAGACUUGGCCAAUCAAAUUGAUACCGAAGCUGAAAGCGAAAAGCCGUCAAUCCGAGCUCACAAAAAGCUUUACUGCAAGUACCGUAAAUCAUGUUACGCUACUGGAAAAAUUCCGAUACUAAAAAAGGUUACUUUGAAAAAUUUAGCAGUCACUGAUCCUGAUACGGUUCCUGCUCAGUUACGUUGCAGAUACAGAAAAUCGUGCUACAAAAAAGCCAAUAUCCUUUUAGAUACAAAAACUGCAAAAAUGAAAAAGACCGUUAAACGUGAGGACGCUGUAAGCGACGCAACGAUUUCAAAGGUAGCACUUCAAGCGAAAGGAAAAUUAAGUGAAGAAAAGAGGAAGACUGGAGCAGAGAAGAAAUUGAAGAAAGAUGAAGAGAAGAAGAGCGAAGAGGAGGAAGAUCGCGAAAAGGACGAAACAAAAAAGAAACCUAGAGACGAAGAUAAGGAGGAACAGUACAAGCAGAUAAAAGUGACUGAACCACAGCUACAGAAAAAGCGUACCUUGAGUGCAAAAGAGAAGCUAUCUUGCAAAUACCGCAAACGGUGCUACGAAGGUCAGGAGAUCAUUCAUUUUAAACCUCAAAAAAUAUCAUUGACGAUGAAGGGAUUAAAACGUGCUGAUGGAAAACCAUGUAACAUUUACUACAUCUCAUGUCGAAAGAUGGUUGGAUUACCAAUUCGACAACGACCGCCCAUAGGACCAAGCGGAAAAAGGCUUUGCAGAAAAAAGCCGAAAAAUGCAAAUGCUUCUACAUGA